UGAUCAGAUUGCAAACCUCAUCACCGAACAAUUGAAAACGGCAAAAUUCUGAUCGAAUUGUGAAAUUUCGAUCGCUAUUUUCUCUUUUGGUUUUCCAUUGUUCUUCCUUUUCGAGGAGUCGCGUUUCGGGAUUUUCAGCCUUCCCGUUUGUUUAUCGGAUUAAUUUCAUCCUCGGAAGGUUCGAAUCAUUUCAUUUCUCAGUUGAAAUUGGAGAAGACAAGGUGGCUCAACUUAUCCUGCAAUGAAUGGUGUGGUGUAAUCAUCCAUUCCAGUUUCUUAAUUUGUUCGCCGCUUAGAGGAUUAAGCUUCUGCAAUUGACUUUGACGCUACCGGAUGAGAAACUAAAGAUGAACACGAAUUUCCAUAGAAAUGGGCGAUGAAGGAUUAUAGACGAGCUUUUUUCAGGCUCGGCAAUUUUAAAUUGCAAGGAUCAUUUUCUAAUUAGCCUGCUGACUUCAACACAAAUUCACUUAUUAUAGGGAUUUCAGCGUAAAGUUCUAUCGUCUUUCAAAGAAAGUGAGAACUAAAACAAUUGUUGUCUUCUCCAGCUUAUUUUUCUCAGAUGGCAUGGGGCAACAUAUACAGAAGAAGAAUGAGAGUGUUCACCCUGGCUUUAGUGAUAUACCUGGAUUAUAAGGCAUUAGAACAAAGAGAGAAGUGGAUUAGCAAGUCUAAAAGAUCAGCCUUAUGGGAAAAGGCACAUGAACGUAAUGCAAAGCGCUCGUUGAGUUUGAUUAUAGAGUUGGAAGGUUUGUGGGUGAAAUUUGGACAGUAUUUAUCUACUCGAGCAGAUGUUAUACCUGAUGCCUACAUACGCCUCCUCAAACAGUUACAGGACUCUCUUCCUCCUCGUCCUUUACAAGAGAUUCGUCAGACCAUACAGAAAGAGUUGGGGAAACCAAUCAGUGAUUUGUUUACAAACUUUGUGGAAGCGCCCUUAGCAACUGCAUCUAUAGCCCAAGUGCACCGAGCAACGUUGCUUGAUGGAAGGGAGGUGGUUAUCAAAGUGCAACACGAGGGCGUAAAGGCAGUUAUAUUAGAGGACCUGAAGAAUGCAAAGGCGGUUGUUGAUUGGAUAGGCUGGGCAGAGCCGCAGUAUGACUUUAAUCCCAUUAUAGAUGAAUGGUGCCGAGAAGCUCCCAAAGAACUUGAUUUCAAUCUUGAAGCUGAGAACACUAGGACAGUAUCUAGAAAUCUUGGCUGCACAAACGAAUCGGAUGGUAAUGAAGUCCUUGGGACUGUGAAUGUUUCUAUACCGGAAGUUAUUCAGUCAACAGAGAAAGUUCUAAUUUUAGAGUAUAUGGACGGUAUACGCUUAAAUGACGCUGCUGACCUGGAAGCUUAUGGUAUUGACAAACACAAAAUUGUUGAAGAAAUCACACGAGCUUAUGCACACCAAAUUUAUGUUGAUGGAUUUUUCAAUGGCGACCCUCAUCCUGGGAAUUUUCUCAUCAGCAAGGAGCCUCCUCAUCGUCCAAUUUUGCUCGACUUUGGGCUUACAAAGAAAUUACCUUGCACCAUGAAACUAGCUCUGGCAAAGAUGUUUUUAGCAGCUGCAGAGGGUGACCACGUUGCUCUUCUAUCUUCCUUCGCUGAAAUGGGACUUAAGUUGCAUCUUGAUGUGCCAGAGCAAGCAAUGGCGGUGACAAAUGUAUUCUUUCGAGCAGCAACUGCUGCAAAAGAAUCACAUGAAACCUUCAAAGCUGCGGCAGAGCAAAGAUCGAAGAAUCUGAAGGAAAUACAAGAAAAAAUGAAAUUAAAUCAUAAGGAGGCUAAACGUUUUAAUCCUGUUGAUGCAUUUCCUAGUGAUAUUAUAAUAUUUGCACGGGUCCUUAAUCUUCUAAGAGGUCUUUCCUCCUUGAUGGAUGUUCGCACAGUAUAUCUAGAUAUCAUGAGACCGUUUGCUGAAUAUGUUCUACAAGCAAGCAUUAGCAAGGAGCCAAAUGUAAAUGAUCAAUGGAUCUGGAGAACACCUAUUCAUUCUGAUGUGGAAGAUAAGCUGAGACAGCUCUUAAUCAAGCUGGGGAAUGAGAAUAAAAUACUUGGAAUCCAGGUGUGUGCCUACAAAGAUGGAGAGGUCAUUAUUGAUACUGCUGCUGGAGUUAUGGGUAAAUAUGAUCCUCGUCCAGUUCAACCUGAUACUCUUUUUCCAGUGUUCUCUGUGACAAAGGGCAUCACAGCUGGAAUGUUGCAUUGGCUAGUUGAUAAUGGGAAACUGAAGUUUGAGGAAAAUAUUGCUAAUAUUUGGCCGGAAUUUGGAUCAAAUGGUAAAGAUAUAAUAAAGGUCUAUCAAGUGCUUAACCACACUUCAGGUCUGCAUAAUGCCACGGUCAAUAUUAGGGAAAAUCCUUCGCUAAUUUGUGACUGGGACGAAUGUUUGAAUUGCAUGGCUAAAUCAGUGCCAGAGACUGAACCUGGCCAGGAGCAGGUGUAUCACUAUCUAUCCUAUGGGUGGCUAUGUGGUGGAAUCAUUGAGCACGCAACGGGGAAGAAAUUCCAAGAGAUUCUUGAAGAAGCAUUAGUUAACCCGCUCCAUAUACAAGGCGAGCUAUACAUCGGAAUCCCUCCCGGAGUUGAAUCUCGUCUUGCAACACUAACACCAGAUCUUAAUGAUCUACAAAAUAUCUCUGGGAUCGAUCCUUCUGAAUUGCCCUCCACCUUCCAGCCAACCAUGAUUGCGCAGCUUGCCAGUACUCUCGCACCUCUAUUUAAUAUGCUCAAUACUCGCCGUGCCGUUAUACCUGCUGCCAAUGGACAUUGCUCGGCCCGCGCACUGGCACGUUAUUAUGCAGCAUUGGCUGGUGGCGGUGUGAUACCACCACCGCAUUCCUCAGCCUCCCAACCAGCUCUUGGAAGCCACCCUCACAUCCCUAAAUUUCCCUCCGAGAAUUCAAAGAAGCAAAAAGCUUCCAGAACUAAGGACAUUCAUGCCAACUUAAAUAAUGACCAUCAAAAGAACUUGAAUUCUACUGAAACCGACGCCAAUGGUGGUCUCUUCAGGAAUACAAGCAAUACUGGUUAUACUAGGCUCCUUGAUAACAGCAGCAGUAGCAAUGCCAAUGAUCCCAGCACAAGAGCCGACUCGAGGCAUGGAAACACUGCAAAAAAGUUCGUAGGAAACAUGUUCAAAGACCCUAGAAUUCAUGAUGCCUUUUUGGGUAUAGGCAAAUAUGAGAAUUUCGCCAUUCCAAAUGGGAAGUUUGGAUUAGGAUUCUCAAGGUUGAGAUCAGAUGAAGGUUCUUUUAUUGGUUUUGGCCAUUCAGGAAUGGGCGGAUCCACAGGUUUUUGUAAUAUUGAUCACAAUUUUGCCAUCUCCGUGAACCUCAACAAAAUGUCUCUGGGGGGUGUUACUGCCAGCAUAGUUCAGUUCGUUUGUUCCGAGCUGAAUAUCCCGUUACCAGCCGAAUUUUCCCCGCUCGUGGUGGCCACUCCUUUGAUUAACUGAGGAUGAAACAACAAAAUUUUCCAUAGCCACACAAUAUAACUCUUAUAGCAACCUCUUUCAAUAUGGAACAAUAAUCAUGAUAUGAUCAAAUUCAAAAAUCCUAUUAUUUACUGCUGGUAACUUGAUAUGAUUACAUUAAACAAGAAUGACAUUAUUGUCAUUUUCAAAAUAAAUCAUACCUUUCAGGUGGAAAACUUAUUCA
Molecule: messenger RNA, 3647 nt
Organism: Cucurbita moschata (crookneck pumpkin)
Lineage: Eukaryota; Viridiplantae; Streptophyta; Magnoliopsida; Cucurbitales; Cucurbitaceae
Exons: 19
Coding region: 563-3445 (960 amino acids)
Cellular component (GO): Golgi apparatus; endoplasmic reticulum
Source: RefSeq, a predicted model, not a curated record